UUGGCCGCAUCGAUAGUGUAGGAGUUAAGAAUGCUAACAAUAACAUUGUUAAGGAUGGAGGAAGGUACUUCUAUGAAAUUCAACGCAGGAGCGGUAAAGCGACUUGAAAGAAUCUUAAAUGACUCAUCGUAUCGAGAAGCUGUGGAAAAUUCUGCCAACUAUAACAGUCAUCUAUGUAUAGAAAGGAAAACUCGACUUCCAUUCUUAGAUGCUCAAACUGGGGUUGCUCAGAGUGAUUCGAAUUUAUGGAUGCCAAAAUGGCAGAGAAUGCCUGGCCAAAAUGUAGGACAGUUAUACACUUAUCCUGCUAGACGUUGGAAAAAGAAACGUUGGCAGUACCUGAUGAAUGACAGGUACUUAACUAGAAGGAUACGAGAAAAAGAUGUCACUGAUGGAGAUAUGUGCCAAAUCAGCGUUGUGGAAAAUGCUAUGUUUGGACUGGAAGAUGGAGGAGAGAACAACAUUGAAAAACUCACUGAAGAUUCUAAAGAUCUGUGGUUCAGGGAGUUUGAAGAUCUAAGUGAAUUUCCUGAUCUUGGAGGACAUGAUGACCCAGAGUCUGAUGUAGAAGAUUAUGAAGAAACUUAUACACGUAAAAAGAAAAGAAAAGUUCAGCAGAGCACUAGAGGCAGAAAAAGGGGAGAAAGAAUAGAAUAUACAGAUGCUGAAAAACCAUAUAGCUGUGAGAUCUGUGGUGCCCGGUACAAGAGUCGUCCAGGACUUUCAUAUCACUACUCGCACAGUCAUAACAAUAACUCUGAUAAUGCAGAAGAAGAGGCAAACUCCAUUCCUCCAAAAGUAUCAACCAUGUCUUCUUCCUCCUCCUCUGCUGGAACACAGUCAGAUGAUCCACUGGCAGGUUUGAGGAAAUUUCAGGACAGCUUCUUAUCUUUCCUAAGCAGCCCCAGUAAUGCUCAGAAAAAUAUAUCUGACAAGCCACUGGCAUCUCCUAGCCCUUACUGUGACUUCUGUGUGGGGGAUAGCAGUGAAAACAAGAAAACCAGAUUGGCAGAGGAAUUGGUGUCAUGUGCAGAUUGUGGCCGUUCUGCUCAUCCCACAUGUCUGCAGUUUACCCCCAUCAUGACUGCAGCUGUGAAAAACUAUCGUUGGCAGUGUAUCGAAUGCAAGUCUUGUGGUUUAUGUGGUACUUCAGAUAACGAUGACCAGUUGCUGUUUUGUGAUGACUGUGACCGAGGAUAUCACAUGUACUGCCUUAAUCCUCCUCUCUUAAAUCCUCCCCAAGGUUCUUGGAGCUGCCACUUGUGUACUGAAGAAUUUCAUGGAAGAAGGAAACAGAUGGAGUAACUUAAUUUAGCUUAAACACUAGUCCUAAGUACAACAAAUUUCUGCUUUUUUUGAAAGUUUCUGGUUUCAUAUAUCAAUGUUUUCUGUCUUAUUGUGUGUUUUAGGUGGUAGAAAACAGAAUUGUUGACCUAUUCUUUCAUGUCUGAAAGUGGUAGCUGUAUUAUAUACCACAACAACUAAGAACUGGAUGGUUGUCAAACUUGUAUGAUUUCUUUUAACUAUAUCUGUAUAUAAUAAUUUUAGAUUUUAUUUUUAGUGUUGUUUACAAUGCAGCAGGUUCCGAGUCCAUUACAAAUAUUACUGUUGAUUUUUUUCUUAGUUUAAGAAUCACUAGACUGUCUUCAUACUUGGAUGUAUUCAGCAUUCAAGAAGAUUCUUUAUUUUCUGAAUCUUAUCUAGAAUUCUACCAAUAAAUGGCAAAACCACAGACAUGAGGAAAUCUUUUUUUAGCAAGUACAUUUGGUGAAUUUGAAAUGCUGGAUAUUUGUACUUGCUAAAAUGCUGAUAUAAUAUAUGCUUUUGAUCAAAGCAAGCUACAUACAUAGAUAAGAACUAAAAAUCACCAAUUAAUAAGUUAAUUUAAUAAUUUAUUCUUAUUCGAAUGCAUUGUUUCAUCAGCUGAGUAUUCUCACUGUUAGCAGUAUUUUAAUAUACUGGGUAAUGAUAUCUUUCAACUAGUUGGAUAAUUAUGUCAUUCACCUAGUUUAAUAUGUUGGGUAGUUAUGUCAUUCAUCUAGCUUAUUGUACUGGAUAAUUUUGUCUUUCAGCUAGCUUAAUGUGCUGGGUAAAGAGUCUGCUAAAAUAUUUACAUAUUUUAUUUUAAUUCUGUUGCUAGAAGCAAGAUAGAUCCAUGAUAAAAAUCUUUGAUGAUUAUCUCAGCUUGUUAGAAAUAUGAUCAUCUUCAUAACUAAAGAUGAUACUACUAUGAAAAACUAGAUUUGUAUGUUUUCUUUAGACCUGAUCUGAAAUAUAAUUUAGGUGAAACUGUGAAGAAAUUACCUCAGUAAUGAAUUGCACAUGAAUACAAUAAAAUUAGUUAAUGUAAUACUUCCAGUAGUGGAUAUCAGUAUUUGGUAGAAUACAUAACAGAAAUAUAAAUGUGUUACAAAAGAGUAGACAACAAUUUCCUCCUAUCUUCAUGUUCCUAUUUACAGACUAAUUUUGUUUCUCUUUUCAGUUUAGAUAUUGUUUUGUGCUCUAGCCAUUAGUUAUAAUUUUUGCUUUUCUAAAAUUCCACUCAGUUUCUUAACCUGUCAACUCUGUUAAAAAUGUUGAGUGCUCAAUUACCUAUUACAUAACCCUAAAUUUUUUAUAUUGUCAUUAUUCUAAACCAUCAGUUUCUUUUAUCAACCUAAACUAUGUUACCUUUGAUAUUAUCCUAAACUAUUUGUUUUUGCCAUUAACUUAAACUCUUCGUUUCUGUCAUUACCUUAAAUUAUCUAUUUCUUUCAUUAUUCUAAACUCCUUGUUUCUGUCAUUAUUUUAAACUAUCUGUUUUUGAUAUUACCCUAAACUCCUUGUUACUGUCAUUAACCUAAAUUAUUUGUCAAUAUCCUGAACUAUCUGUUUUUGUUAUAAACCUAAACAUUAUGUUUUUUCAUUAUUGUAAACUUUUUGUUUCUGUCAUUAACCAAAACUAUUUGCUUUCUUUGCCAUAAACUGUUUGUGCCAUUAUUCUUAACUAUCUAUUUUUUGUCAUUACCAUAAAUUCAUUGUUAUUAUUCUAAACUCUGUCUAUCUGCAUUAUGUUAAUUAAGAAUUAUGUUUCUAACGAUGAGUCUUAUUAACAAAAUGUUUAAGCACUAAGUUUGGUAUUAGGUGUGACUUCUGUUUUUAAAGAACAAUCAAAUACCAACACAUUACAGUUUACUUGUAUAAGGUGAGUGUUAUUAACACUGUUAAGAUCUAGAUUUUACUAGUUUUAUGUUAUGAACUAGAUCUGUUAAUGGGGUUCAGGAGGUUUAAAGAGGGUAAGGAACCCAAUUUUUAAGCUUAUGUUUACCACACAUGCACUACCUCAGUUUUAUUUGUAUGAAAAUAAUGCAUGUCUUAAAGUUUAAUAAUAUUGAUGGUUAUAUAAGUUGAAACAAUCAUUGUUGAGCGUGGUGGCACUUCAGAUGAUUCACUAUUAUUGUUCCUGCAUUGUAGUCAUUUGGACAUUCUUUCCAGACUUCCUAGUGAAAACCAGCCGACUAUCAAAUGGUUUUCGUUUUCUUUAUAGAGGUUAAUUGUUUCAUUAAAAAGAGUUUAGUAUCUAUUUGAUGAAAUUGUUUGGUUAUAAGAUACUGGUUAUAUAGAAAUGUCAGCACUUUAAUACGUAUGUGAUGAGAUUGUAAAGUUGUAUUGGUUGUAAGAUACUGGUUACAUAGAAAUGUCAGCACUUUAAUACGUAUGUGAUGAGAUUGUAAAGUUGUAUUGGUUGUAAGAUACUGGUUACAUAGAAAUGUCAGCACUUUAAUACGUAUGUGAUGAGAUUGUAAAGUUGUAUUGGUUGUAAGAUACUGGUUACAUAGAAAUAUCAGCCCUUUAGUAUGUAUGUGAUGAGACUGUGAAGUCAGCAUUUUGUUUUUUCACAUGAUUCAGGUUAAUUAGUGUAUCAGAAUAUAGUUCAGAAGUUUAUUUUUGAAGAACUACAAGGUACUGAUGUGAAUAUAGACAUAAAGGUUUACUAACUAAAAAGUGAUAGAAUAUUAUUAAUUUCAAACUUAAAAGAAAAUUAAACAGUAUUUUAAUGUUAAGUACAAUAUUAAUUGUGUAAAAUGGAAAACUGACUUUAAAAGCUUAUGCAAAUUUAGUUAUUAUUAUGAUGAGGUGGGAGGUUUGAUAAUGUUACUGGAAUUGAAAAUUAGUAUUAUACUGUGUACUAAAAUGUUUUUUUUUUGGUAUGGGCCUGUUCUGUGUAAUAUCUUAAUUAGCUGUUACUAACCAGUGGUAGAAGGGACACUUAGAAACUCACUGUUGUGAGCUAUUCUUGUUUCUCUUAUUAAAAAACUUUUACUGCCUUAUGUCAUUAAAACUGUACUGUUGUUUUAGAAGAGAUGUUAAUUUCUCCUAUAUUAAACAUAAUUUGUACUGCCCUGUUCAUGUAGAAGAUGUGAUAGUUUUUCUUGUGGCAAAACGUAUACUGUUUUAUGUCCUUAACUUCACUGGAACUGAUGAGAGUGGACUUUCUGUGAAAGAAACUAUUUUGUGUUUAAUAAACACAACCUUUUGUCACUUUAAACAAAUGGAUGACUGUUUCUUGAAUAGAAGCUAUCAUUCAUAUUUCUUUCAACAAUAUUUAGCAACAUAUAGAUGUCAUAGAUAUUACAUAAGUUUAAAGAAAUGAGAAGAUGAUAUUUUAAGUGUCUUUAACUUGUUAAUUUAUAUGAACUAUGUGGUGUUAUUUUGCACCAGUAUAUUAUUCUGAUAUAAUUCAUUUCACAUUGAAGUAAAAAUUGUCAUUAUAUUUAAAAUAUUGAGAAACUUCUAAUACUUAUUUACCUACAUUCACUACUGACACUUCAUCAAAACUUUCCAUAAGUGUUUGAAACUCAUGAUGUUUUUCAGCAAACAAAUAUUUUUAACUUUGCAUCAUUAUGCUAGGGAUCAACAAUACUAUGGUGUAACUGAUAUUUUAAUCAAUUUUUUAUGCAAGAAAAAUUAGUCCUUUAGCUGUAACAGACUUAUUUACUUCAAAGAUGAGCUUCUAGCUUAAAGUUGUAAUCUGAUAUUGUGUUCUGGAUUUGUUGCACAUUUGUUGUUUUACUGUAAAUGUGUUUCUCAUUAUCAGCCAGAAGUCUAGAUUUUGUUAGAAAAGCUGUGAGUCACUGGAUUUAUGUUUUUAUUUAUUGUUACAAUCUUAAUCAAGCUUUUUGGUUUUGGUGUAUCAAUCAACCCAAUUUCACAGAAAUAAUAGUUAUGGUUUUGGUGUUACAAUCAACCAAACUUCACAGAAAUAAUGGUUAUGUUUUUGGUGUAACAAUCUCAACCAAACUUUGUUAGAGAUAAGCCAACAUAUAUUGGAAAAGAAAUCUUUGCCAUUGAGAAGUGCAUAAAGUAUUGAAUACCUCUCAUCAGUAAUAUUAAGAUUAGUUGAAAUAAUACUGAUCUAUUUUUAACACAGUAUUAAAAUGAAUUUUUUAAUUAAUCCCAACUCCAGUUUAACAAUGUUAAAAUUCGUUUUUAACUAAUUCCAAAUUGUGUUUAACACUGUAGUAAAAUAUAUUUUUAAAACCAUUUCCAACUCCUGUUUAUUGUAGUAAUAAAAUACACUUUGACUAAUCCCAACUCUUGUUUUACACAAUAAUGAAAUACACUUUUUAACCAUUCUCAACCCUUGUAACUUUUGAAACUGAUCUCCAUUCUUGUUUAACAUAGUUGUAAAAUACACUUUCUUUUAACAAUCCCAACUCCUGUUUAAUAGUAUUGAAGAGCAGUUUUAACUUUCUAGUAUACUUGAGUCAAAUGUCAUUAAUUCUGCAUUUCUGUAUUUUAUUACUUACAGUAAUUGAAUCAUAUAAUUGAUAUUUUUUGAAGCACCUUCUUACAGAGGAUUUCAUAUAUAUAUUUCCUAUCAAACUUAAAAGCUAUCUACUAAGGAAACCCUUGUGUUUAACAGUGCUAAUAUGUAUGUCAUUCAAGACAGGGUAUAAUAUCUAGUUAAAUCAUCCACCUAGCAAAUUUUCACAGUUUCAAAUCCCUCUCAGUCUCACUUUUCAUUUUUACAAAAAUGAAUAAUUCAAAGAAAAUGGUUCAUGUUCUGAAAGAUCUGAAGAAGUUAAGAUUGACAAACUGUAUUGGUCUUGCAUCAAAAUAGUUCUAAUCCUAAGGAAAUUGUACAACAUUAGGGAUAAAAAUUAUUUGGUAAAUCACAUUAAAAAAAACUGAUUGAAUCUUAAUGCUUUUGAUAAAUGAACAUGUCUUCUGCAUUAGCUCAAUGCUAAGCUUGAGAGUUUAUAAUGCUAAAAAUUUGGGUUUGAUAUCUGCAAUGUGCACAAGGUUUUUCAGAAGAAAGAUGGCAGCAGGUUCAUCUGCUAUGGUUUCAGUUUGUUUUUCUCUGUUAUCUACAUUCUGAAUUGAAACUUUCAGUUUGUUUUUCUCUGUUAUCUACAUUCUGAAUUGAAACUUUCAGUUUGUUUUUCUCUGUUAUCUACAUUCUGAAUUGAAACUUUCAGUUCUCUUAAUAUCACAUUAAUCAAAUUCCUAAAUGUUGAUUUGGUAAAUUUACCCUUAACUUUAUAAGAUCAUAUUUUGGUUCUUCUAGUCAACUUGACAAUCAUUUGGCUUAGAGUUUAAGGAUGGUGAACUUCUAAAACUAUUUAGUUUCGAUUUAGUUAAUUAAGUAAAGGAAUGAUUUUUGCAUAAUGCUUAUGACCAUGUAAGAGUUGUGUAGUGCAAAUAGUGAUCAGUCUGGUAAACAAUGAGGAAACAUUAAGAAUUUAGCAUUUUGUUGUUAGUUUUCAUCAAAAUAAAAAUAUCUUUACAUACUUUAUGCUCAUUAAAAUGAAAAAAUAUAUAUAACUUGUAGAAGUAAAGACUACAUGGAGAACCAAGUUUUAUACUUACAAAGCACCUGAUCUAACAUAUUCCUAUAGAUUUCUAUACAUUGCUGUUCUGAGAGUGAGGGAAGUACCCUGUGCCUGAAAUAUGAAGCAAAAUGCCAAAUAAUGAAAUGAUUUCUUUCAAUGCAAUUUAUGUUACUUCAACACAAACCACAUUGUAUUUAAUAAACAUUGAAAAAUUAAUUUAGUGUUAACAACAGUAUCAUCUUAGUCAGUAGUGUUUGUGUGUGAAUUCAGACCUUCCAGCAUGUUGAGGUAAGUUGCUUUUUAAUGGCAGUAUCAUCUUAAUCACUAAUGUAUGUGUGUGAGUUCACACUUUCCAACAUAUUGAGAUACCUUGGUUUUAAUGGCAGUAUCAUCUUAAUCACUAAUGUAUGUGUGUGAGUUCACACCUGCCAACAUAUUGAGAUACCUUGGUUUUAAUGGCAGUAUCAUCUUAAUCACUAAUGUAUGUGUGUGAGUUCACACUUUCCAACAUAUUGAGAUACCUUGGUUUUAAUGGCAGUAUCAUCUUAAUCACUAAUGUAUGUGUGUGCGAGUUCACGCCUUCCAACAUAUUGAGAUACCUUGGUUUUAAUGGCAGUAUCACUUUAAUCACUAAUGUUUGUCUGUGAGUUUAUAUUUACCAGCAUAUCUAAAUAAAUCAAAGAAUUAAUAUAAAAAAUCUCCAUUAACCACUAACUCGUGCAGUUUCCAUGUUGUUAUUGUCUUGUAUGCUGGAAUAAGUAAUAUGUUUUUUGUGUAUUUAUUGCAUCAAUACUUGGUGAGUUACAGACUAGUAUGCUUCAAAAUUUUGGGAUACAACUGUACUGUAACAGGUUAUUUAAAAAUUAAAAUACUCAAUGUUAUAAAAGCUGACUGAAGGACUCACUUUUGAGCAUUACUUAGUGAAAUAUAUAUAUAUAUAUAUAUAUAUUAGAUAUUGUAGUACCAUCAGAUAAUUAUCAUCUCUUUCUCAUAAAUCUUAGUUGCUUUGUGGUCAGCAUGCUUAGACUGUGAAUCAGAGCUUCAUAUAUGUGGCCCGUUGCUGCAUAAAUGCAUUCCACAAUUCACAAUCUUAGGUGAACUAUAAGAGUCACAAUGAAAUCCCACUGUUCAAUUAGAUAAUAGUUAAUGGUGGGUGCUGUUGACUAGCUGCCUUCUUUCUAGUUUAUCAAUUCAAAAUUAAAGAUGUUUAUGCACAGAUAGCCCUUUGUGUAAACUUGUGCAAAAAUUAAGAGACAGACCAGUUCAUAUAUGUACAUGUACUAUACCAACUGAAUAUUCUGGUAUUAAGUCAUAUAGCUGUAAGAUUAAUCCACUGAAAAGUUUUGAACUGAACUUACUGAAUUAGUUUUCAUUUUAGUAAGUAAUUUACACUUGAAUUCCUAAUGAAAAUAUGUAAUGUUUUAUGAAAAUAUGCAAUAUGAAGAUAGCCCAUAAGUUUUGAUUUCUGUUACUUGACUUCCAUGUGAAAUUAGUUCAACUUAUAAACCUUGUUUUGAAAGUAUCAAAAUGGGUGGUAGUAAGUUAGGUCUUUGAAGGUCAUGGGUGUGGUUUUUAAUAAAUAUAUAACAGUGCUAAGCAAGCUGUGAAAGCUAGGACUCUAUUCAUUGUAAUGGAAAUCUGUUUCACCAAUCCCACUCAUGAGUCUCAGUUUGGAAUUUCCAGCCUUGCAUCAUGACACAUUUAAUAAUGUUAAGAGGAAAUGGCUAUUUGUCACUGAAAGCAACAGUUCUAUCAAAGAGUUUGGUUUGACACUCAUUAUUUAUGUAUAUUUUCUACUUGACUUAAUAACAGGAUAUUUAAGGACUAAAAUUGUUAUAAAAGUUGACUGAGUAAUUCACUUAUUAGCAUUACAUAUUGAAAUAUAUAUAUAAUCGUUUUUUGUAAUGCAUUGUAGUACCAUCAGGUUAUUAUAUAUCUCUUUUUUUGGAAAGUUUUAUAAAGUACAACGACUGUACCUGAAACAGUUUUAUUACUUCCAUUCAUUUUGGAAGCAGUAAUUUACAUAGUUCAGUUGUAUAAAUACACUUGUGAUACUGAAGUUCUUGGUAUUAGUUUUUAUCUAACAGUUCAAUAUUUCAAAGUUAUGUGCUUCUGUCCUUUUCAUUUGCUGUAUGCCUGUGAAAUUGGAGCAGUAUGAGAAGAAGCUAAAAUUGUAUACUAAGUGUAUUUAAUGUGGUGAUAUCAUGAAACAUGUUAGUAAAGAUUGUUCAGUUGAUGAAACAUGAUUUUAAACAAGUCGUAAUAUCCUACAGAGAAGCUGCUAUUACUAUUUGAUCAGCUUAUAAAUGUUAUCUGGUAGAAUUAACUUGCAAAGUACAUUCUCUUACACCAUUUAUGGCCAUUCUUCCUUUGCAGUAGUAGUAUGAGGAUCUGUUGCUAUUAUGAUUGUCCUUCGUUCAGGAUAGUUAAAGAUUGCUACAAUAAUCAAAUAAUUAUGUUAUUAGGGAAGUAAAAAAAUGCCUCAGUAAUUAUGAUAAUUAUAUGUUGAGGGUGAUUAAAUAGUUUAGUAAUUAUUUUAAUUACAUAUUGAGGGUAAUUAAAUGGUUUAGUAAUUAUGAUAAUUAUAUGGUAAAGGUACUUAAACAUAGCUUCAGUAAUUAUGUGUUGACAGCAAUAAAAUGUUCUUCAAUAACUAUACCGUAAAGAUAAUUAAAAGUAGCUAUGAUAAUUAUAUGUGGAGGAUAGUUACAUUAUUACAAUUUAUUGAGGUUAUAAAACUUGGGAAGUUUUUGGAAAGUGGUUGUGAUGGCUGCAUUAUUUUGUUAAUGUUUUUAUUUUUUUCUUCUGGUAACUAAGGGUACUUUCCAGUGUAAAUUUCAGUAAUAAAGAAACACAUAAUAAAAAAUGACAUAACAUACAUGUGAAACCAACAAUUUAAAAUAUUACCACUUGCUAAUUAAGACAAUAAAACAAAUAAAAAGAAGUAUAUUAUUAAGUAAUUGUAUUUAACUUGUUCACUGUAUAAUUUAGCAUAAUUAUGAAUUGUAUUAAUAAAGGCUGUCCCAGGGUGGGACAACAGUAUGUCUAAAGAUUUACAAUGUUAAAAUCUGGGGUUCCAUUGCCACAGUGGACACAACAGAUAACCCAUUGUGGCUUUGCUCUAAAAAAACAAAUAUAAAGACUUUGUUUGUAUUAACUUAAUUGACAACCUUUAUGCACAUAUGGUCUAAAGGUGGUCAAAUAGUUAAAGUGCUCCAUUCAUGAACAGUUUUGAAUCACCACUAACAUCAACUGUUAGUAAAUGCAGCCACUUUUUCAUAGUAUACAUAAUUAAUGUGUGUUAUUGAAUGCUUUAAAGUGUGUGUAAAAUUUUUAAAAGACAUAUUUCAAGAUAUUAAGGGAUAUUUAUUUCUAUGUCUUUAUGCUGUUUGUGCAGAAACAUUUAAAAUGUAUGGUUCUUCAUGUGUUACAUUUGGUAAAAAGAAUAAUAAAUUGCUCAACAUGUAGUCCUGUUUGUUAUAAUUGUUAAUCAGUUGUCAUGUAAGUUAUUGUACUAGAAAUAUUCCAACAAGUGAUUGUGUGUAUUAACUUGAGAGAAGAGUUAAAUUUUAUCUAUGUACUACCAUGACCAUUUGUCUUUUGAUGUUCCUAUGUAUUGUUGUAAUAAGAAUUUCUAGUGGACUAUUU
Molecule: messenger RNA, 10463 nt
Organism: Limulus polyphemus (Atlantic horseshoe crab)
Lineage: Eukaryota; Metazoa; Arthropoda; Merostomata; Xiphosura; Limulidae
Product: zinc finger protein ubi-d4 B-like
Exons: 9
Coding region: 31-1305 (424 amino acids)
Biological process (GO): nervous system development
Cellular component (GO): nBAF complex
Source: RefSeq, a predicted model, not a curated record